AGAGAAAAGGAAGGGAAGUGACCGGGGAUAUAACCCAGAUCAAGACAUGAACGCGCCAAGUGGCCGGAAGCUUGGGACCUAGUGAGUGGCACUGCAAUCAAGUCGGAGAGGUUAGUCCCUUAGCGGGAAGGAUCUAGAAGAGUAGUAGAUAGAUAGUAGGUUAGGAUGGGAAGCGGAAAGCGGACACACCAGAUAGUACCGUUGUUAAUAAUACCGGGCAAGACCAAUCAAUACACCAGAUACCGUCAGCCAAGGAGGAAGGAAGGAAAUGAAGUAAGUAAGAAAGAAAGAAAAGAAAAGAAAAAACGGGGUAUUCUCUUGAGAAGAUGGCAAAAACUGCUGAUUUAUAAUUUAUAAAUAAAUUUCCCCAUUCCAUACAAGGCCGAAUGAUGGGCCAGGGAUUUUGCCUCUGGGGGCUCGGGAACCGUGAACCAGAGGCGGCUUUGUCAGGCACUCAACGUGUUCUCUUCAGUUGCGGUGUCUGGAUCCUAUCUGGUUCCCCCCCGUCGCUGCGCCAGAAUUGCCGGUUCCAAUCCGACAGGGCUGAACCAUACCAUGACCGUGCUUCUGUGAGUCCGGGCGUUGGAGUCACUUGGCCUGUUUAGUAGUCUUUACGACCGGAUUAUUAC
Molecule: messenger RNA, 629 nt
Organism: Aspergillus piperis CBS 112811
Lineage: Eukaryota; Fungi; Ascomycota; Eurotiomycetes; Eurotiales; Aspergillaceae
Exons: 1
Coding region: 387-605 (72 amino acids)
Source: RefSeq, a predicted model, not a curated record